CUCUCUUUCGAACCUCCACGUUCCGUUCCAGGUCUCCGUUUCGUUCAGUUCUCGUGUAACAGUUUUCGAGACUCUAUUGUAUUACCAGUGAUCUCCUUCACUAUGUCACAAUCAAGUGCAAAAAUCUACGUUGGAAAUUUGAGUUGGAACACCACUGAUGACACGUUGCGCAAUGCUUUCAGCAGUUAUGGACCAGUGCUUGACUCUAUUGUCAUGCGUGACCGUGACACUGGUCGUUCCCGGGGUUUUGGCUUUGUCACCUACGGGACCACUGAGGAAGCAAACCAUGCUAUUGCCAACAUGAAUGAGCAGGAGCUUGAUGGCAGGAGGAUAAAAGUAAACCUUGCUAAUCCCCGUAGCUCCGGAACAGGUGGUGCUGGCGCAGGCGGCGCAGGAUUUGGUGGUGGUUAUGGUGGCGCAGGCGGCUACUCUGGUGGUGGCGGUUAUGGUCAACAACCCGCCUAUGGAGGUCAGGGCGGUUAUGCUGGAAGCCAAGGUGGGUACGGUCAAGGUGGUUAUGGAGGAGGCUACCCAGGCGGUUUUGCUCCCACUGGGUACAGUACCCAGCAAGGUUAUGGUCAGCAAGGUGGAAAUGGCAAUCCAGCAGGUUACGGCCGCGGUUAUUGAUCAAGUGUUGAUCAUCUUUGCUCUCCCCCUAUCUACCUUUGGACACAACAUGCUCUUUUUUCUUAUUCACAUCCACACCCUACUUGCACAUGUCCAGUAUUCUCUCUCUCCUCAUUUUUAGUCUGAACUCUAUUACGAUUCAGCGUGUACUUGUAUGUUCAGAUAUAUCCAUCCC
Suillus plorans is the source of this 802-nucleotide messenger RNA. RefSeq lists its product as uncharacterized. The record is from RefSeq and is a predicted model, not a curated record. NCBI's taxonomy places the organism in Eukaryota, Fungi, Basidiomycota, Agaricomycetes, Boletales, Suillaceae. The transcript is spliced from 7 exons. Bases 103 to 627 code for a protein of 174 amino acids. Gene Ontology annotation, molecular function: RNA binding.